Messenger RNA from Syngnathus typhle (broad-nosed pipefish), 2254 nucleotides. RefSeq names its product SWI/SNF related, matrix associated, actin dependent regulator of chromatin, subfamily d, member 1 (gene smarcd1). The record is from RefSeq and is a predicted model, not a curated record. Bases 44 to 1588 code for a protein of 514 amino acids. The transcript has 13 exons. NCBI's taxonomy places the organism in Eukaryota, Metazoa, Chordata, Actinopteri, Syngnathiformes, Syngnathidae. Gene Ontology annotation, cellular component: SWI/SNF complex; nucleus. Gene Ontology annotation, biological process: regulation of transcription by RNA polymerase II.
UUCAGUGCCUGGCUCGACCGGCGGCCACACAGUCGGAGACGAGAUGGCGACCAGAGGGGGCUUCCAGUCGGCACCCACUAGUGGCGGAGGCGGUGUGAUGGGUCCCGGACUCCCGGUACCGGGCGCGGGACAAGGCAUGGGCCCCGGUACGCCCUCUGGCAGGAUGGGACCGUCGCCGGCCUCGCAGAACCACAUGUAUCGCUCCCCGAUGCCUGGGCCUGGGUACCCGAGACCAGGCAUGCCUCCAUCCAGUCGUAUGACCCCGCAGGGACCCGCCAUGGGCCCCCCGGGCUAUGGCGGCAGCCCCGUGUCCCGCCCAGGGAUGCCCGGAGUGAUGGACCCGUCUCGCAAGAGGCCCGCCCCACAGCAGAUCCAGCAGGUUCAGCAGCAGAGCCGCAACCAGCAUACAAAGAAGAAGAAGAUGGCUGAUAAAAUUCUACCUCAGAGGAUCAGGGAACUGGUCCCAGAGUCUCAGGCUUACAUGGAUCUACUGGCCUUUGAGAGGAAGCUGGACCAGACCAUCAUGCGCAAGAGGCUGGACAUCCAGGAGGCCCUCAAAAGACCCAUUAAGCAAAAGCGAAAGCUUCGUAUCUUCAUAUCAAACACAUUCAAUCCGGCCAAGCCCGACGCUGAAGACGGUGAGGGCACUGUCGCAUCAUGGGAACUCCGUGUGGAGGGGCGUCUACUGGAAGAUACGGCCGUAUCCAAGUACGAAGCCACCAAGCAGAAGAGAAAGUUUUCUUCCUUCUUUAAAUCGCUGGUGAUAGAGUUGGACAAGGACCUUUAUGGUCCCGAUAACCACCUUGUGGAAUGGCACAGGACCGCAACCACACAGGAGACUGAUGGCUUCCAGGUCAAAAGACCUGGCGAUGUGGGCGUUCGCUGCACUGUCUUGCUCAUGCUAGACUACCAGCCCCCGCAGUUCAAGCUGGACCCUCGAUUGGCUCGCAUGCUGGGCAUCCACACCCAGACGCGGCCCGUCAUCAUCCAGGCUCUGUGGCAGUACGUCAAGACUCACAAACUGCAGGACCCCCACGAGCGAGAGUUCAUUAACUGCGACAAGUACCUCCAGCAGAUCUUCGAGACCCAGAGGAUGAAGUUCUCUGAGAUCCCUCAGCGCUUGCAUGCCCUGCUGAUGCCACCCGAGCCCAUCAUCAUCAACCAUGUGAUCAGUGUGGACCCCAAUGACCAAAAGAAGACAGCGUGCUACGACAUUGAUGUGGAGGUGGACGACACGCUGAAGACUCAGAUGAACUCCUUCCUGCUGUCCACCGCCAGUCAGCAGGAAAUAGCAGGCUUGGACAACAAGAUCCACGAAACCAUCGAGACCAUCAACCACCUCAAGACCCAGCGAGAGUUCAUGCUCAGCUUUGCCAGAGACCCUCAGGGCUUCAUCAAUGACUGGCUGCAGUCGCAGUGCAGGGACCUCAAGACCAUGACUGACGUGGUGAGCAACCCAGAGGAAGAAAGGCGGGCUGAGUUCUACUACCAGCCGUGGGCUCAGGAGGCCGUGUGCCGCUACUUCUACUCCAAGGUGCAGCAGAGGCGACAGGAACUGGAGCAGGCGCUCGGAAUCAGGAACACCUAAACUCAUUGAUUUUAGGACGGUCAUGUAGGAUGCUGACUUUUACGACCACACAUUUUGUUUCUUUUUUGAACACAAAUGUUCCUUUUAACUUUCUUUUCCCCCCAUGUCUUAACCUCCAAACAUUCCUGUCCUCAUGACAUAACGCACCAAAGUAAACACAAAAAAAAAAAAUCAACAAACACAAAUCAUAUUUUGAAAAAACACUCGGCCCAUUGGGUUCCUCGUUGUAACCAACCACAACAUCACAUAGUCAACCUGUUGAUUUGUCCAGCUGCCAAGUAGUCCCAACGUUCUUCUUCAUUAUCUUUUUUUUUUUUUUUCCAUGAAUUAUGUCUAAUAUCAAUGCUUGUCUUGUUAGCUAGUACAAAUGAUGACCAAGGAAGUAGCUGAUUAGCAGUACGUUUAGCCCAGAUAGGUUUUGUACAUACUGAGCAGAAGACUGAUGUGAAGUACCCCUUUAUCCAAUCGGAUGAUAGAUGCUGUCUUUAAUAAGAAAAAAUAACAGUCAGCGGCAAUUAUUGGAGUGCAUCAACGCCACAAAUAUGUUGAAAGGAAACAAUUAGGGAUGUGUGGCGUGAUCACUGAAGUAAUUAUUUGAUUUUUUUGAUGGACCAAAACUAUUUUUCUGUAUGUUCUUACGUCAUAAUAAAGGAUAUGUAAAUCUUA